AUGCCAGCAGUGGAUGAUGGCUUAGGCCCUGGCUCCUUCGAAGAUGGUGCCGAGCUGGCCAGGACGUCCAUCCCAGAGACAGCCACAACAGUGCUCUUGGGCGAGUGCACGCAUGGAACGGAGGAGUUUUAUCAGAUCCGGGCUGAGAUUACGAAGUAUUUGAUGCAAACCAGGGGCUUCAACAUCAUCUUGUGCGAGAGUGAUUGGACUUUCAUGUGGCACGUGAACCAGUACGUGCACCGCAAGAAGAGCAAUAUGUUUCCAGACGCCACCCGCUUUCCAGAUUGGAUGUGGAAGAACCGUCCCUUCUACGAGCUGGUGGAGUGGAUGCGUAAACGCGCGUCCUCGGAUGGACCCUUCGUCUUUGGGAUGGAUUGCUACUGUAAGGAGGAGGCCAAAGAGGAGGUUCUCAACUUCUUCGAUUUCUAUGAUCGAGAGAACCUUGGGAAGGAGUUUCGCCGCACAUUGUAUCCGGCAGAGCAGCCAGACAGGUCUUUGCCUUACUGUGGGAUGGAAACGUAG
Molecule: messenger RNA, 522 nt
Organism: Symbiodinium sp. CCMP2592
Lineage: Eukaryota; Dinophyceae; Suessiales; Symbiodiniaceae
Source: the annotation of a GenBank genome assembly